Molecule: messenger RNA, 2229 nt
Organism: Gracilinanus agilis (Agile Gracile Mouse Opossum)
Lineage: Eukaryota; Metazoa; Chordata; Mammalia; Didelphimorphia; Didelphidae
Gene: PLK1
Product: polo like kinase 1
Exons: 10
Coding region: 1-1845 (614 amino acids)
Biological process (GO): protein phosphorylation; regulation of cytokinesis; mitotic cell cycle
Cellular component (GO): nucleus; spindle pole; cytoplasm
Molecular function (GO): protein serine/threonine kinase activity; protein binding; ATP binding
Source: RefSeq, a predicted model, not a curated record
AUGAGCGCGGCUCCCGUGAAGCUGCCCCUGCGGCAGCCCGGCGUGGGCUCCUCUGAGCCCCGGGGCAAGCCGGCUGGCACCGGCGCCGGGGCCGGAGGAGGCGGCGGGACCGCAACCGCACCACCUGCGGCCGCCCCGGCCAAGGAGAUCCCAGAGGUGCUGGUGGACCCGCGCAGCAGACGGCGCUAUCUGCGGGGCCGUUUUCUGGGCAAGGGCGGCUUCGCCAAAUGCUUCGAGCUCUCGGACCUGGAGAGCAAGGAGGUGUUUGCGGGUAAGAUCGUGCCCAAGUCGCUGCUGCUGAAGCCGCACCAGAAGGAGAAGAUGUCCAUGGAGAUCAAUAUCCACAAGAGCCUAGUCCACCAGCACAUCGUAGGUUUCCACGGCUUCUUUGAAGAUAGCGACUUUGUUUUCGUGGUGCUGGAGCUGUGCCGGAGGCGGUCUCUACUUGAGUUACAUAAAAGAAGGAAAGCUGUGACUGAGCCUGAGGCCAGGUAUUACCUGCGGCAGAUUGUCCUAGGCUGUCAGUAUCUCCAUCAAAAUAAAGUUAUUCACAGAGACCUCAAGUUGGGUAACCUCUUCCUCAAUGAUGACAUGGAAGUGAAGAUAGGGGACUUUGGAUUAGCAACCAGAGUAGAAUAUGAUGGUGAGCGGAAGAGGACCCUCUGUGGAACACCCAACUACAUAGCCCCUGAGGUGCUAAGUAAGAAGGGUCACAGCUUUGAGGUGGAUGUCUGGUCCAUUGGGUGUAUCAUGUAUACUUUAUUGGUAGGCAAACCACCCUUUGAAACCUCUUGCUUAAAGGAGACCUACAUCAGGAUCAAGAAAAACGAAUACAGCAUUCCCAAGCACAUCAACCCUGUGGCCGCCUCCCUCAUCCAGAAGAUGCUUCGCUCCGACCCUGCCUCCCGCCCCACCAUUAGUGAACUUCUUAACGACGAGUUCUUUUCUUCCGGCUACAUCCCUGCUCGGCUUCCCACGACCUGUCUCACCAUCCCACCGAGGUUCUCCAUUGCCCCCAACAAUGUGGAGUCUGGAGGCCGGAAGCCUCUCACAGCUCUCAAUAAAGGAAUGGAUAGUCCUGCUCCCGAGCGCCCCCUUGAAAAGGAAGAAGUGAUAGUUCAAGAACCAAAUGGACCUGCUGACUGCUACCUCUCUGACAUGCUUCAGCAACUCCUCAGUGUCAAUGCAGCAAAGCCUUCUGAUCGAGGAUUGGUGAGACAAGAGGAGGCAGAGGACCCUGCCUGCAUUCCCAUUUUCUGGGUCAGUAAAUGGGUGGACUACUCAGACAAGUAUGGCCUUGGAUACCAGCUCUGUGAUAACAGUGUGGGGGUGCUGUUCAAUGACUCCACUCGACUCAUUCUGUACAAUGAUGGGGACAGUCUGCAGUACAUCGAGCGAGAUGGCUCAGAGUCCUACCUCACUGUGCGUUCCUAUACUUCACCACUGACCAAAAAGAUUACUCUCCUCAAAUAUUUCCGCAAUUACAUGAGUGAGCACUUGCUGAAGGCUGGUGCUAACAUUACUCCGAGAGAAGGUGAUGAGCUGGCUCGCCUUCCCUACCUGCGAACCUGGUUCCGCACACGCAGUGCCAUUAUUCUACACCUCAGCAAUGGCACUGUGCAAAUCAACUUCUUCCAGGACCACACGAAGCUGAUACUGUGCCCCUUGAUGGCUGCUGUGACUUACAUUGAUGAGAAGCGGGACUUCCGAACGUACAAGCUCAGCCUCCUGGAAGAGCAUGGCUGCUGCAAGGAGCUGGCUAGCCGCCUGCGCUAUGCGCGUACCAUGGUGGACAAAUUGCUCAGUUCCAGGUCAGCCUCAGCCCGCCUCAAGGCCUCCACGUAGGCCGCCUGAGACUGCUUGCUUCUCAGCCCGACCCCCUUCUCCCCACAGACUCAGACCUGGGUCCUUGGGCCCUGGGCUCUGUGAGUGACUCCCUGCCCCUAGCCUUAUUUCUUUAUAUAUCCUUGCCUGGCCUGGAUGGAUCCGUCCCCAUCUUACCCCACCAAAAAAAAAGGAGAAACAAGAAAAAACUUGGAAUAGCAACCUGACUCGCUUUCUUCCUUGUCUCUGUUCUACAGGGGAAGGAAGUUUCAUGUGUAAGUUAUUUGUACAUGAUGGUGUGCCUUAGGACUCCUUGUUCUCCUUGAACUGUACAGAAACUUUUUUUUAAAGGAACUUGGGCAUCCCAGCCCUUUGGCUUUAUAAACAUUAAACAUUAAUUUGCAA